Penicillium antarcticum is the source of this 957-nucleotide messenger RNA. RefSeq names its product thiamine transporter TPC1. NCBI's taxonomy places the organism in Eukaryota, Fungi, Ascomycota, Eurotiomycetes, Eurotiales, Aspergillaceae. The record is from RefSeq and is a predicted model, not a curated record. The transcript has 2 exons. Gene Ontology annotation, biological process: thiamine pyrophosphate transmembrane transport. Gene Ontology annotation, cellular component: mitochondrial inner membrane. The coding region runs from base 1 to 957 and encodes 318 amino acids. Gene Ontology annotation, molecular function: thiamine transmembrane transporter activity.
AUGUCAGGGGCCGAGCAUCUUAAAGAUGAAGGCACCAAACGACAGGUCGUGCUGGCCGGCGGCAUCGCCGGGUUGAUCUCGCGAUUCUGCAUUGCGCCGCUAGAUGUCGUCAAGAUUCGGUUGCAGCUACAGGUUCACUCAUUGUCAGACCCGAUCUCACACCAAGGGAUCAAUGGUCCAAUUUAUAAGGGGACGCUGUCCACAAUGCGGGCAAUCAUGAAGCAAGAAGGAAUCACCGGUCUUUGGAAAGGCAACAUCCCAGCGGAGAUGAUGUAUGUCUGCUACGGCGCCAUCCAAUUCACCGCGUACCGAGGAACCACACAGGCCCUUGCUCAACUCGGCCCCUAUCGACCCCCUUCGUCGGUCGAAUCCUUCAUAUCUGGUGCUGUCGCAGGUGGAUGUGCCACGGGUGCAACAUACCCACUGGAUCUCCUUCGCACACGAUUUGCCGCACAAGGCUCCGACCGUGUAUACGGCUCAUUGCGGGCUUCGGUGAUGGACAUUGCGCGGCAGGAGGGCCUACCAGGGUUCUUCCGGGGCUGUUCCGCUGCCAUUGCGCAGAUUGUACCUUACAUGGGACUCUUCUUCACAACAUAUGAAGCGCUCCGGCCAGCUUUGACGACCUGGGAUUCACUACCUUUCGGUACAGGGGAUGCUGCUGCUGGAGUGCUUGCGAGUGUUCUGGCCAAGACUGGUGUAUUUCCGCUCGAUCUGGUCCGCAAGCGCUUGCAAGUACAAGGGCCGACAAGGACACGCUAUGUUCAUCGCAAUAUCCCCGAGUAUAAGGGGGUUAUCCAGAGUAUUGCGUUGAUUCUGCGCACGCAAGGUGUUCGGGGGUUAUAUCGUGGGCUGACCGUGAGUUUACUCAAGGCAGCGCCAGCAAGUGCCGUGACCAUGUGGACUUAUGAGCGCACAUUGAGGGCACUGGAAGAGCUUGAGAUUGCACCCGCCACCUGA